GUCCCCUUCAGCCCCGGGCUCCUGCCUCCGGGACCCCGCGGGUCCCAGCGGGGGCCGGGGUCUGGCUGGCUGGAGUCGGGGGGAGGCACGUCCUUCCACCCCUCCGAGUCCGCCGCAGAGCCUCGAGCCGUGUCCCCAUCCUGGGGCGUCCUCCGGCCAGGUGUCCAUUGGAUGUGCGGCCGUGGCGUCUGGAAACUGAUUUGCUGAGUCACUCGCUGCACUUCCCUCCGGGGCAGCUGUUGCAUUAAAAAGGCUUAUCGGGCCCCGCGGUUCAGGGGCCAGUGCUCGCCCAACGGUCUGCCGGGAGGAGCCCCCAUUGUGGGGCGGUGGCGGUCUGAGCCGACCCGAAUAACUCAGUGUGUCUGCCGGGCCCGGAAGCGGGGAUCUCCCGGGCCAGACGGGCGCCCCAAGACCCACCGGCGCUGGCCGUGUGUGCGGGUGGCUCAUGGAGAGGACGGUUCUGGAGGACACAUGCCAGCGGCAGAACUUCAACCCCAGCGAGUACGAUCUGAAGUUUCAGAGGAAUGUUCUUGACCUCUCUCUCCAGUGGAGAUUUGCCAACCUGCCCAAUAACGCCAAGCUGGAGAUGGUGCCUGUCUCCCGGAGCCGCGAGGGGCCCGAGAACAUGGUUCGCAUCGCUCUGCAGCUGGACGAUGGCUCCAGGUUGCAAGACACUUUCUGUUCAGGCCAGACGCUCUGGGAGCUUCUCAACCAUUUUGCACAGACCAGGGAGUGCCUGGAGCAGCCGAGCGAGGCGAGCCCGGUCUGUGUGUACAUGCGGGACGAGGUGACCGGCAGAGCCUCCUUGCAGAGCACGACGCUCAAGUCUCUAGGUCUCACCGGGGGCAGCGCCAUCAUCAGGUUCGCCAUGAAGCGACGCAGUCAGGAGCCUGGGGUCUCCCGGACCAAGACCCCAGGGAGCCCGGCCCCCUCCCUGUCGGCCGACCAGGCCACCGGCGGCCCUCUACUCCCGCUGAAUUCGGUGGGGCUCAGCCAGGGUGACGUGAGCCAUCAGGAUGAAGUGGGCACCUCGGGGGUCAGCCGCGUGGACGCUCCAGCGAAGCAGGUCUCGAAGGAGCCUGCCCCCGCCCCCUUUGUUCCUUUCUCAGGUGGGGGACAGCGACUGGGGGGCUCGUCCGGGUCUGCCAGGUCUCUGACGUCACCUUCAGCCAAACCGCCGAAGUCCUUCUCCAGCCCGGGAGGCCCCUCCAAGCCGAAGAAGUCGAGGCCUGGCCAGGAGCCCGGGUCAGAGCCGGAGCCGCCGGUGGAUCGGGACCCCGUGGUGUGCCACCCGGACCUGGGAGAGCUGCUCCAGGCUUGCCCUGCGGAGCUGCCGGAUGAGUUCUUCGAGGUGACCGUGGACGACGUGAGGAGGCGCCUGGCCCAGCUCAGGAGCGAGCGGAAGCGCCUGGAGGAAGCGCCCUUAGUGACCAAGGCUUUCAGGGAGGCUCAGAAGAGGGAGAAGCUGGAGCGGUAUCCCAAGGUGGUCCUGAGGAUCCUGUUCCCUGACCGCUACAUCCUGCAGGGCUUUUUCCGCCCUAAUGAGACAGUGGGGGAUCUGCGGGACUUCGUGAGAAGCCACCUGGGGAAUCCUGAGCUGCCGUUCUAUUUGUUCAUCACUCCUCCAAAAACCAUCCUGGAUGACCACAGGCUGACCCUCUUUCAGGCAGAUCUCUUCCCUGCUGCCCUCGUGCACUUUGGAGCUGAGGAACCAACAGGCCUCUUCCUGGAGCCCAGGCUGCUGGAACGCACCGUCUCCCCGUCUGCGGCUGACUUGCUGGUGGCCAGGUGCAUGCCCAGGGCUGCUGGGGCCCCGCCCCCGAUGCCAGCCCCUGACCCUGCACCCCGUGACUUGGAGCCAUCGGCUGAGGCGGGGGCGGUGGGGCUCCCUGAAUCCCGCCCCGAGACGGCCCAGCCAGUCAAGAGGGACCUGGGCAAGGUGCCCAAGUGGCUGAAGCUGCCAGAAAGGGACCCCACCGCGCCCUGCCUGCAGCUCCCCACCCUGGGCUCGUCGAUUCUGCAGCCGGUCUGGACCCGCGUGGACCUGGGGGAUGCCGCUUGCCGGGACCUCACUCUUGUGAACAGAGGCACAGACAGGUGUCCUCCCUGGGCCGCCGACUUGACCUCACUGACACCGUUAAUUACCCCUCCUGUGAGGACCCCAGCGGCCCCAGGCGCUCGCUGCCUGGCCGCCUGUCUGAGCUCAGUGGCCGCGGGGCACGGGCUCCCGCCAGCCUCCUCUUCGGGUCUAAUCACUUCCACAUGCUCCCGGCGCUUUGAAGCCCCUAACACUCCCUGAGGAGAGGGGUGGGAGAGGAAAGUUGGGGGGCCAGCAUGGGAAGGGGUGCAGGAGGGAGCCAGCGGGGCUAAAUUAGGACAGGCUUGCCGUCCGGCCCAGGCCCUCCUCAGGUGCGGGCUGCCCGCAAAGGCGCAGAUCCGCGUGGCAGGCGGGGCGGCUGUUGUCCCUCCCCAGGGGACACCCUGCAGCUCAGGUGUGGGAGCCCCAGGGAGGUGGGUGCCGUGGGGUGGCCAGGCCCCCGAGCGCCCGGGGGCAGCCGCACCACCCAGACCGGCUCUGGACAGGUUCCAUGCAGCUCAGUCUCCGGCGGGGCACGGCCUGAGGCCACGGAGCCGCCCCGACCUAGCUCCAGGUCCCUCCUGCCAGCAGACCCUGUCCACGGCAACAUUGCUGGGCCGUGGCAGCCCCACAGCCACGCACCCCGUGGCGGGAGCACCGUCCGGCAAGCGGCCACAUGCGUGAGGGCUCGGAUUUCACUGCCCCUCGCUGUGGCCCGCGGCAGGGCGCUCACAGGCGCGGUUUGGUGUCCUCCUUUCUCAGGGCUGGGCUGCCUCCCUACCAGCACGGAGAGGGGCGGCCCAGCAGGCUUUGAAGCAACUUGACUUUGGGUGAUUAAUGCAUCAGGGAGGCGUGCCCGAGAGGCGGCUUUGAUUUAUUGAUGUUGCCUUGUGAGAGCAAAUUUAUGGCUCAGGGAAGCACCUUCUGAGGGGAAUAUCAAAUGGUUAAAAGGUUA
Molecule: messenger RNA, 3032 nt
Organism: Leopardus geoffroyi (Geoffroy's cat)
Lineage: Eukaryota; Metazoa; Chordata; Mammalia; Carnivora; Felidae
Gene: ASPSCR1
Product: ASPSCR1 tether for SLC2A4, UBX domain containing
Exons: 16
Coding region: 446-2299 (617 amino acids)
Molecular function (GO): protein binding
Source: RefSeq, a predicted model, not a curated record